This is a messenger RNA of Cajanus cajan (pigeon pea), 2344 nucleotides long. It is a transcript of the gene ANTR2, whose product is annotated as Major facilitator superfamily protein. The record is from RefSeq and is a predicted model, not a curated record. Gene Ontology annotation, molecular function: transmembrane transporter activity. NCBI's taxonomy places the organism in Eukaryota, Viridiplantae, Streptophyta, Magnoliopsida, Fabales, Fabaceae. Gene Ontology annotation, biological process: transmembrane transport.
AUAAGGGCGAAAAUAGUUGACGGUUGGAAAUAGGAAUAGCGAGAGAGGUUCUGCGCCGUUGCAUUUGCCUCUGCUUAUCCUCUGAGACGAAGCAGAGCAAAGCAAGACACGACGUCGUCACGCAAUUCCCACUUCGUCUCUCUCAUGUUCUAAGUUCUAACCGUAACAAACCUUAUCUCUCUCUCUCUCUUUACAGCUUCACCAAUGACUAUGAGUGGCUUAAUUUCCAACCGCAACUUCGGUUCCUUCCUUGCCCCAGGAAAUGGAUAUAGAUCGGGGAAGGAUAUAUCUAUUUCUGGUGUAGCUGUUGCUAAGGAUCCUUUUUCAAGAUGGCAGCAUAAGAUGUAUUUGCCUUUGGAAGAGAAAAUGCGAACAUCUCAAAACAGAGUGGAGCCUUGUUCUCUUGUAUCCCACCAGUCCAGUCAGUGCUUGAAUUUUAAACUAAGGGCUAGUGGAAGAAGUUGUUGUUCCUUCCUUUCUUCAGCUCCUUAUGGCAGUAACAAUGUUGAACAAAGGGAAGUUUAUAGACUUGGUUUGAGCAAAAGAAAGCAUGCACAAACUGAGGCUGGUAAAGCAAGUAAGUUCCGUGUUAAUUACAAGUCUGAGGAGUAUGACAUUGCAGAAACAAAGAUGAAACCACUGCAAUCAGCUGAAGGGACUGGGGAAGCCAUUCUUCUAGAAGGAAAUCUGCAGCAAGUAUCACCUUGGUGGCAGCAGUUUCCUAAGCGCUGGGUUGUUGUACUGCUGUGUUUUGCAGCAUUUCUGCUGUGUAACAUGGAUCGAGUAAAUAUGAGCAUAGCAAUACUUCCAAUGUCACAAGAAUUCAACUGGAACAGCGCAACAGUUGGCCUAAUUCAGUCAUCUUUUUUCUGGGGUUAUCUACUUACUCAGAUCAUUGGUGGCAUAUGGGCAGACAAACUUGGUGGGAAGGUAGUACUAGGUUUUGGAGUUGUCUGGUGGUCAAUUGCAACAGUUUUAACACCUAUUGCUGCAAGACUAGGGUUGCCAUGUCUGCUUAUUAUGCGUGCCUUCAUGGGAAUUGGUGAGGGUGUUGCAAUGCCUGCAAUGAAUAAUAUACUUUCCAAAUGGAUUCCAGUAUCAGAGAGAAGCAGAUCACUUGCGCUAGUAUAUAGUGGCAUGUACCUUGGUUCUGUCACAGGCUUGGCAUUCUCACCUCUGCUAAUCCAGAAAUUUGGGUGGCCAUCAGUGUUUUACUCAUUUGGAUCCCUUGGAAGUAUCUGGUUUGCUAUAUGGUUGAGUAAAGCAUACAGCUCCCCAAAAGAAGACCCGGAUCUUGGGGCAGAAGAGAAGAAGCUCAUACUUGGAGGCAACGUAUCAAAAGAACCUGUGUCAGUUAUUCCUUGGAAAUUAAUUUUAUCAAAAGCACCUGUUUGGGCUUUAAUAAUCUCUCACUUCUGCCACAAUUGGGGGACAUUUAUUCUAUUAACCUGGAUGCCUACAUACUAUAAUCAGGUUCUGAAGUUCAAUCUCACUGAAUCUGGGCUAUUUUGUGUCCUGCCGUGGUUAACCAUGGCUGUUUUUGCAAAUAUAGGAGGCUGGAUUGCAGAUACACUUAUUAGCAAAGGCCUUUCCAUAACAUCUGUCCGAAAGAUUAUGCAAUCAAUCGGGUUUCUGGGUCCUGCAUUUUUUCUUACACAACUAAGCCAUGUGAGAACACCCGCCAUGGCAGUACUUUGCAUGGCUUGCAGUCAGGGAUCUGAUGCAUUCUCACAAUCUGGUCUAUAUUCCAAUCACCAAGACAUUGGACCACGCUAUGCUGGAGUAUUGCUGGGACUAUCAAAUACUGCAGGAGUGCUUGCUGGUGUCUUUGGUACAGCUGCAACUGGAUACAUACUCCAACGAGGUUCUUGGGAUGAUGUAUUUAAGGUUGCUGUUGCAUUGUACUUAAUAGGCACAUUGGUCUGGAAUCUCUUUUCAACUGGAGAGAAAGUUCUUGACUGAAGAAUGUACUGAUGUCAAUGAAGGUGUAGGCUAUAUAUGCCCUAGAGAUUAAAAGAAGAAAAAAAAGACGGAACAAAAUCACCGACCAAAAUUGUCAAGUAGUACUUGGAAGCACAAAAGCAGCCUGCAGAAAUCGAAGAGAGCCACCAUCAAAGUUUUUGAUCAAAUAGCCAGGCCAUAACAUUUUGUCUGGAAAUCUUGGAUUAACUUGGGACCUUUUGCAAAUGCCCCGUCCCAUGAUCUAAAUACUUUCUGUAUAGAUGGUGGAUAGUUUCCACUUAUAUGACUUGAGCAGACUUAUUCUUAAAAUACAUGUUAUAUGAACAACUCUGCUUCAUCAUAUACUUUGCUAAGAAAAUUGGUCACACAGUUCUCUUUCUGA